Molecule: messenger RNA, 2209 nt
Organism: Salvelinus sp. IW2-2015
Lineage: Eukaryota; Metazoa; Chordata; Actinopteri; Salmoniformes; Salmonidae
Gene: rsph4a
Product: radial spoke head component 4A
Biological process (GO): axoneme assembly; cilium assembly; cilium movement involved in cell motility
Cellular component (GO): radial spoke; axoneme
Source: RefSeq, a predicted model, not a curated record
AUUAAAUUGCGGGCCGAAAUGGUAGUCUACACCUCAGUAAGCACGAGCCGACGUUUUUUGGACUUCUUUGUUUGUGUUUUACAAACGGUAGGCUUACCACAGAUGAGAAUUCAUAAAAUUAAAUUUCAGGCAACACUGUGGGCUACAUCUCAGUAAGCACGGCCGGGCGACGCCUUUCGAUGUCUUUUUUGGUGCAGUUACGGACCGGCCUUGAUUUCCACAUCCACAUCCACAUUGGUUUUUGGUCCGGUCCGGAACAAAUCUGAACCAGUCAUAGACGUCGAUGUGUGGUCCAGACUGGCCUUUAUUUCAAUGCCCACGGUCAUUGAUUUUUGGUUUGGUCUGGACCAAAUCUGAACCAGACAUUGACCAAUCAUAGAGGUCUAUUUUUGGUGAUUUUGUCCAGUCUGGACCAGCCUUGAUUUGGCCCAAACAUAUGUCUAUAAAUUACUUAUUUUCAACUUGCAUUCAGAACCAAAAACGAACCUGAUUCCAACAUCCGGAAAAUACGUAUUUUUCAACGUCCGAAAAAUAUSUAUUUUCAACGUCCUGGAAAAUAUUAUUUUAAACACUCAGAAAAUAUAUUUUCACCUUUCAUUUUGCUUAAAGGGACUGUUCUAGUUUUCGGGGCAGCAUUGGUCUGGCAGAACGGCAAGUACCGGCCCUGAUAAGUGCUAUAGUGAAAAUUGAUGGUAAAAUAAAGUUCCAUUCCAAUGUUUUUUAUAUAUUUCUGCGCAGCGACACCCCUCAUUUUCUUUUCCAAAAUCAGAUCACUUUACCAAGAGGAGGAACUGGUAGAAACACCGCUCCCCAAUGUGAGUGAAGUUGGCUUUUUACUGGAGCAGGCUGGAGUGGGACUGGGCAGAGAGGAGAUGCUGAAGGUUUUUCUGGCACUCAAGCAGUUGGUAAAUUCCCAACCACUAGCACGCUGCCGACUCUGGGGUAAGAUCCUGGGCACUGAGGGCAACUAUCUUGUUGCUGAGGGUGAGUACAGAGAUGAGGAGGAAGGGAUUCAUGAGGAAACAGCGGAAGACGCAGAAGGAGAACCUCGGGAUGAUGAUGAGGAAGCUGAGAUGGUGGAAGUGAUUGAUACACUCCCAAGAUCCACUUUCAAGCCGCCACCUGUGGUGCCAAAGGAGGACAACCGCACAGGUGUGAACAAAUUCACUUACUUUGUGUGCAGAGAGCCUGGCCUUCCCUGGAUGAGGCUGCCCACUGUCACUCCUACCCAGAUUACAGCUGCGCGCCACAUCCGCAAAUUCUUCACAGGGAGACUGGAAGCCCCCAUUGUUAGCUAUCCUCCUUUCCCUGGCAAUGAGGCUAACUAUUUGCGAGCCCAAAUUGCUCGCAUCUCUGCCAGCACACAGGUCAGUCCCCUUGGGUUCUACCAGUUUGGAGAGGAGGAAGGUGAGGAGGAAGAGGAGGGAGCCCGAGACAGCUUUGAAGAGAAUCCUGACUUUGAGGGUAUUCCUGUUCCUGAAAUGGCAGAAUCUCUAUCCACCUGGGUGCAUCAUGUCCAGCACAUUCUCCAACAGGGUCGCUGUGUGUGGGUGAACCUGGCUGAGAAGCCUGAGGAUGACUUUGAGGAGGAAGCAGAUGAAGAGGUGAAGGAGGAGGCUGAUGAGCCUGAGCCAGAGGUGGGCCCCCCCCUCCUCACACCACUCUCUGAGGAUGCAGAGAUUACCACCACCCCUCCCUGGAGCUCCAAGAUGUCCUCCACCCUCAUCUCUCAGUUUGCUGUUGCAGUGCUACGCUCCAACCUCUGGCCAGGGGCUUAUGCUUAUGCCAGUGGAAAGAAGUUUGAGAACAUAUACUUUGGCUGGGGCCUGAAAUUUGCAGGGGAAGUCUACACUCCAACUUUUCCAACAAUGCCCCAGCGAGAAUACACCAGCGGGCCAGAGAUCACAGAGGCUCUGGACCCCAGUCUGGAGGAAGAGCAGGCCCUGAAAGCAGCCCUGGAGGAGCAGAAGGCUGCCCAAGAUGAGACAGGGGGCCUGGGUGGAGAUGAAGAGGAGGAUGAUGAUUGAGGAAGACUUUGUAGGAAACAGACACUACAUUACAAAAUUGACUGUUGACUAAAGCCAUAACUUGUCAAGGUAUCACAAAUUAAACAAUUCGCAGAGCAAUGUCCUGUGCCUCUUUUUUUUUUACAAUCACAAAGCUGUUUUUGAAGAUGAACUGAGAAAAUUAUGUUUGUGCAUUUAAUUCA